This is a messenger RNA of Acanthosepion pharaonis, 456 nucleotides long. Lineage: Eukaryota; Metazoa; Mollusca; Cephalopoda; Sepiida; Sepiidae. The record is from the annotation of a GenBank genome assembly.
AUGGACUUCUUUUCAACUUUCUUUUCUGAGGCUUCUUCAACAGGACUUCUCAAAACUUUCUCUGAAGGGGAAACUCUACCACUUACAAACAGCCGUGGUAAUUCCCAUGGGUCUAUCCUGACUUCUCAGAACAGGGAGCAGUCUUCCUUCUCUAAUUCUCCCGCAAAUCUCUCGGGACUCUCUCUGACGACGGUCUCGUUCCCCGACUCUCUCUCCCGUCUGGCCUCUUCUGUCUCGCUCGACCGUCUGCCAGUAGCACCGCGACACCAACUUUGUUACCCAUGCAUCCUUCACUUAUGGGCAAACACUGCCUGCCUUUCCAGCAGGGAGAGAGAAAACGAACCUCUUCUUUCUAAGCUGUCUCGUUUCCAACUGCUGCUAAGGUCCAGUCGCAGUUCUCCCUUCCCUUUCAAAGGGGGCGGUUCACCUUUGAACCGUCCAAUCACAGUCCAUUAA